CUGGCUUGCUUCUGUUGCAGACAGGUCGUUACCUUUUCAUUUCUCACAAUUGGGCUGAGCACGACUGAACCAUGGGGGAACACAGUCCAGACAACAGCAUCUACUUUGAGGCAGAGGAAGAUGAGCUGGCCCCCGAUGAUCCGAUGCUCAGGUUUGUGGAUAAAAACGGACUGGUGCCUUCCUCAUCUGGAACUGUCUAUGAUAGGACCACUGUUCUUAUUGAGCAGGACCCUGGCACUUUGGAGGAUGAAGAUGACGAUGGACAGUGUGGAGGACACUUGCCUUUUCUAGUAGGGGGUGAAGAGGGCUUUCACCUAAUAGAUCAUGAAGCAAUGUCCCAGGGUUACGUGCAACACAUUAUCUCACCAGAUCAGAUUCAUUUGACAAUAAACCCUGGUUCCACGCCCAUGCCAAGAAACAUCGAAGGUGCAACCCUCACUCUGCAGUCGGAAUGUCCGGAGACGAAGCGUAAAGAAGUAAAGCGGUACCAGUGCACCUUCGAGGGCUGUCCCCGCACCUACAGCACAGCAGGCAACUUGCGCACCCACCAGAAGACCCACCGAGGAGAGUACACCUUCGUCUGUAACCAGGAGGGCUGCGGGAAGGCCUUCCUCACCUCUUACAGCCUCAGGAUCCACGUGCGAGUGCACACGAAGGAGAAGCCGUUUGAAUGUGACGUGCAGGGCUGUGAGAAGGCGUUCAACACACUGUACAGGCUGAAAGCACAUCAGAGGCUUCACACAGGGAAGACAUUUAACUGUGAAUCUGAAGGCUGCAGCAAAUACUUCACCACACUCAGUGAUCUGAGGAAGCACAUUCGAACCCACACAGGAGAAAAGCCAUUUCGGUGUGAUCACGACGGCUGUGGAAAAGCAUUUGCAGCAAGCCAUCACCUUAAAACUCAUGUCCGCACACAUACUGGUGAAAGACCCUUCUUUUGCCCCAGUAAUGGCUGUGAGAAAACAUUCAGCACUCAGUACAGUCUCAAAAGCCACAUGAAAGGCCACGAUAACAAAGGACACGCGUACAGUGCACUUCCACCACACAACGGAUCCGAGGAUGCACAUCACUCACUUCGUCUGGGUGACUUGAGCCUUCUGUCCACAGAUUCUGAUUUGCGAGAAAAUUUCAAUAUGACACAGGGCCAGGACCUCAGCACAAUUUCACCAGCAAUCAUUUUUGAAUUAAUGUUCCCGAAUCCAGAUGACACAGCAAUUCAGGAAGAUCCUCAACAGACAGCUGCCUUGAUUGAAAGUUUUAAUGGUGAUGCAGAGUCAGUCAGUGAUGUUCCGCCACCCACAGGAAAUUCAGCAUCUUUAUCUCUUCCACUUGUACUGCAGCCCGGCAUCUCCGAGCCACCCCAGCCUCUACUACCAGCCUCAGCUCCGUCUGCUCCUCCGCCUGCUCCCUCCCUAGGAACUGGCUCCCAGCAAGCUGCAUUUGGCAACCCCCCUGCUCUCUUACAACCUCCGGAAGUGCCUGUUCCCCACAGCACACAGUUUGCUGCUAAUCAUCAAGAGUUCCUUCUGCACCCUCAGGCCCCGCAGCCCAUCGUACCAGGACUGUCUGUUGUGGCUGGGGCUUCUGCGUCAGCGGCGGCAGGGGCAGCACCCGUGGCAGCACCAGCCCCACCACCAAGUACUACUGAGCCCCUGCCAGCCAUGGUCCAGACUCUGCCCCUGGGGGCCAACCCUGUCCUAACUAAUAACCCCACGAUAACCAUCACCCCAACUCCCAACACGGCUAUCCUGCAGCCCAGCCUAGUCAUGGGAGAGCAGAAAUUACAGUGGAUAUUAAAUGGUGCCACCGGUUCACCACAAAACCAAGAACAAAUUCAGCAAGCAUCUAAAGUCGAGAAGGUGUUUUUUACCACUGCAGUACCAGUAGCCAGCAGCACAGGGAGCUCUGUACAGCAGAUUGGCCUCAGUGUUCCCGUGAUCAUCAUCAAACAGGAGGAGGCCUGUCAGUGCCAGUGUGCGUGCCGGGACUCUGCGAAGGAUCGGGCCUCUGGCAGGAGAAAGGGCUGUUCUUCCCCACCUCCCCCAGAGCCAAGCCCCCAGCCUCCUGAUGGGCCUGGUCUGCAGCUGCCACCACAGACUUUGUCCUCACCUCCUGUCCCCCUCUCGUCGUCCUCCACCAUACCCUCUUCCUGUGAACAAAACAGACAAGCAGAGACUCCUUCAGACCCUCCGACAGAAACACUAAGUGCCAUGGAUGUGUCACAGUUUCUGUCCCUCCAGAGCCUGGACACCCCGUCCAAUCUGAUUCCCAUUGAAGCACUACUGCAGGGGGAGGAGGAGAUGGGCCUGACCAGCAGCUUCUCCAAGUGAGAGGCUGUGUGCUCACCUGCAGGGAAGGGGGGGUGAGCGGAGCACAGGUGUGAUGCCUGCCGUCCUGGGGUCAGAAGUUGGAAGGAUGAAGAAAUCUACUGUUUGAAACCCUCACCUUUCAGACGUAUUUUCUUUAUUCACAGCCCAGGAGCAUCCAUUUUAAGGAACUGAUCUUUGGGAAAAAAAAAAUCAACAAAAAAAAAGCUAAGUUAUAAAUGAACUGUUUGGCUGCACUGUAUGUCACUUUUGCUUAUUGUCAUGUGAACUUGGAAAUUAAGGUUACUUGUAUGCAUAAAAAUUCUAAAUGAAAGGGCGUGGUUUCCAUCAAUCUGAUACUGCCCACCACUUGCACUGGGGUCUUUGUGAAUCGGCAGGAGAGUUCAGUGUGCUGGGUGUUGCUCCUCCCUGUGUGUCUUUUGAUUCUGAGGCUGACGCUUGCUGGGAAGGCCAGACCCUCGCUCCAUCAGAGAGGGCAGUGCCGAGGCCCGGCAGAGCUGUAGUUGGGCAGGGUGCAGGGAGAUGCCUCUGCUGUGUGCGCUUGCUGUCGGUGGAGCUCAGUGGGUAAUGCAGAGUCGUGGCAGCCCCCUUCAGCGCAAACGGGCAGCUUGAGGCCUGGCCCACAGGCAGGGGCCCCAGGCAAGUUGUGGACUGCUGUCCGAGGAUGACACGUGGGCAGAUCAGGCUCUAGCAACAUGAUCACAGCCUUUGCCUUCCUGGUUCUUCCUUUCCCUCCGUGGGUUGCCAGGGCUUGCCAAUCACAGUGAAUUUUCCUUGGGCAACACCCCUGUUUUGUCCUAGAGUGAACGUGUGGCUUAUGGCCAGUUGCUGGUCAGUGGUCUGCCUUCCUGUUAACGGUAUUUUCUCCUGCAGAGCAGCAGGGCUACAUUUUGCUUAUCAGGAGAAGGUGCGGAUUCCAGGGAGCUCGUGUGGGGUGGCAUGUAAUUGGCAGGCCAGGUGUCCUGGUUCCAGAUUCUAGCCAGGCCUUUGCUUGCUCCCUCCCUUCUCUCUCCCACCCCUCUGGAGUUUGCAUACAGCCUAGUACAGUGCAAACCAGGUCGGGACUUGCUCAGCUUAGUCGUGUGAUUUCUAAAGAAAAAAACAAAAAACAAAAAAUGGUGAUCUUCUACUCAGGGUAAAACAAAACAAAAAAAUUCCCCUUCCACCAAAAAGCCUGAAAUGUUGCAAUAAGUUAUCUCAUUUGGAAUGUUUCAUUAAGUCGUGUUAUAAGAAAAAAAACCUUUUUUUGAUUUACGUAUAGAAUU
Tupaia belangeri chinensis (Chinese tree shrew) is the source of this 3592-nucleotide messenger RNA. RefSeq names its product metal regulatory transcription factor 1 (gene MTF1). The record is from RefSeq and is a predicted model, not a curated record. Gene Ontology annotation, biological process: regulation of transcription by RNA polymerase II. NCBI's taxonomy places the organism in Eukaryota, Metazoa, Chordata, Mammalia, Scandentia, Tupaiidae. Gene Ontology annotation, cellular component: nucleus. Gene Ontology annotation, molecular function: DNA-binding transcription factor activity, RNA polymerase II-specific; RNA polymerase II cis-regulatory region sequence-specific DNA binding. The coding region runs from base 72 to 2330 and encodes 752 amino acids. The transcript has 10 exons.